AUGAUCCCUUCCUGGAGCACAGUUCCAUCAUUGCCUUUUGACGUUGGUUCUGAGCGGGCUCGCAUCUCACUGGCCGAGAUCAAGGACGGGCUUUCCCUAUUGUUUAAGGAUGUACACGUCGUUUUGUCUAUUAGUGAUCCUGUGGAUUUGCACAUUCUCAAAAUCCAACGUGACAACUUUCUUUGCAGUGGAGCUGAGCUAUCGUUAUGUUUUCUACAGUUUUUACUCGGCCAGGAAGAAACCCCUUCAUCAGCACUCCGCUCACUUGCCCAGGCAAUCGACCACAAGUUCCUGCAGGACUCGGAGAUACAUGCUGUUGUAUCCCAGAUUACGGCGAGUCCAGCUGAACGCCGAAGAUGGCUUCGGACGUACUAUCACGCGGCUUGCGCAACGCCCGGAACUUACGAAGCUCCUGGAAGCGCACUUUUACAGGAAACAAUGCGAGGCGAGUUCCAGCUGGCAGGCAUUUUUGGAGGCCAGGGUGCCAGCAAUACAUCAUGCAUCCAGGAGCUGAGAGAACUUUACAACACCUACCAGCCCUUCCUAGUCGAACUUUUGCGAAUCACUGGUUCCCGGCUUUAUGAGCUCUCCCAGUGCCCUGAGUCUAGGAUGCAACUUAAUGGUCGUUCUUUGGAUGUAGAAGCUUGGAUGCGAGAUCCUGAAACUAUCCCAAACCCGACAGAUAUGGCCGAGGCGCCCGUGAGUAUGCCUAUCGUAGGCCUGCUUGGAUUAGCCCGGUACGCGGUUUCAUGCCAACUCUUGAGCCUUACCCCGGGGCAGUUCGGGUCCCAUUUCAGCAGCAUCACUGGCCAUUCGCAGGGUCUAUUGACUGCUGUGGCUGUGGCAUUGUCGGACACAUGGGCGUCAUUCUAUCAUUACGCUGAAAUGGCCAUGGAACUUUUGUUUUGGAUCGGAUUGGGAUGUCAGAGAUCUACAAUGCGUACCUCCGUCCCUGCAAACGCCCAAGAGACUCCGUCCUGCAUGCUCGAUAUCAGUGGAAUACAACGAGCUAAGGUAGAGUCCAUUAUAGCUCAGGUCAACCAGGGCCUCGAUCCCGUCGGACACGCACAGAUCAGCGUUGUGAAUAUGCGAGAUCGCUUCGUAAUCGGUGGGCCUGUGGCCUCGUUAGCACACUUAGACAGUUACUUGACUUCGAUAGCUGCCACCAGCGAGGAUCAGAGCCGGGUUCCCUUUAGCAGUCGAAAGCCGGUAUUCAGUCACCAAUUUCUUCCUAUCAGCGUCCCGUUCCAUACAUCACACCUGGAGGAAAUUGCAACGGAGUUGAAAAUGCGAUUCAAGGACAAAGUGAUAGUCGGAGCGCAGCUCCGGGUGUGUGUUCGUCAUACAAUGACUGGACACGAUAUCCGACAGGCGCCGACUGCGAACCUAAUUCCGAUGUUGAUAGAUGCUAUCCUGCUCGAGAUAUGCGACUGGCCCGCCACCCUGGCCCCCACGGACGCAAUAACCCACAUUGUUGCCUUUGAUCCUGCCAUGGCUACAUUAGCCAAGGCGAAUACAGAUGGACGUGGGGUGCGAAUAAUAAACGCCCUUCACAUAGAUACACGGGAUGAUGAGAUGGGGACCAUAUUAGAUCUGCUUUCACCAUCCCUGCUGGAGACGUCCACGAAAGUCCAACCGUGGGGCCAGAGAUUCCAACCUCGUCUAUCUCCAACGGAUUCCGGUCCUGUUCAAAUAAGGACACGGCUGACGGAGCUGCUGGGUAAACCCCCCGUUAUGGUUGCUGGCAUGACACCGACUACAGUCCACUGGGAUGUCGUUUCCGCAAUCCUUAACGCUGGGUAUCAUGUGGAGCUGGCUGGCGGAGGCUAUCAUAAGGCAGAGAAUCUCUCGGCCGCGAUCAUAAAAGUCAUUCAAAGCAUUCCCAAGGGGCAGGGCGUCACAGUGAACUUAAUAUACGCAAACCCGAAGGCAAUUAGCUGGCAGAUUCCUCUAUUACAGCAUCUCUCCCGGAACCAGUAUCCCAUCCAUGGCCUGACAAUCGGCGCGGGGGUGCCGUCUCCUGAAAUAGUCACUGAGUAUAUAGACUCUUUAAGGAUUCAGCAUAUUUCCCUAAAGCCUGGUUCUCUUACGGCUAUAAGGCAGGUGCUUGAUAUUGCAAGAACACGCCCGGAGUUUCCAAUUAUCAUGCAAUGGACGGGCGGGCGCGCUGGUGGCCACCAUUCCUUUGAGGACUUCCACGAGCCUAUCCUCCGCAUGUAUGCCGCAAUACGCAGGUGUUCAAAUGUAUAUCUGGUAGCGGGAAGUGGAUUUGGCAAUGCAGAAGAUAUCUACCCUUACCUAACGGGCGCAUGGUCAGUCGCACUCGGGUACCCCCAGAUGCCUUUCGAUGGGGUCUUAGUGGGCAGUCGCAUGAUGGUCGCCCGGGAAGCACACACAUCCCGCGGAGUGAAGGAGCUCAUAUGUAGCACACCAGGGAUACCGGAUAACGAAUGGGAGAGAACCUACACUGGCUCCGCGGGGGGCAUUGUCACUGUACUAUCAGAGAUGGGUGAGCCCAUCCACAAGAUUGCAAACCGCGGGGUCAUGCUAUGGUCAGAGAUGGAUAAAGAUGUCUUCAAGCUUCCAAGAAAGGAACGUGCUGCCUAUCUGCAAAGGAACAGAAAGUACAUAAUUGAACGGCUCGACGCCGAUUACGCAAAACCUUGGUUCUGCCGCGACUCGAAGGGUAACGUGGUUGACAUUUACCAGAUGACAUACGCUGAGGUUCUACACCGGCUGGUUGAGCUGAUGUAUAUUCAUCAUCAAAAACGGUGGAUUGACAAGUCGUACGUCCGUUUUGUCCGAGACAUCGCCUCCAGGACAUGGGAACGACUGGUGGAUCACCAAGGAAAAGCGGCACCCACAUCGUCGUUAGAGGACGAUCCGGAAGGCUUCCUGGAAUACUUUUUGAAGGUCUGCCCUUCUGCAUCCUCCUACCGUCUCAGUCCAGAGGAUGCAUCUUUUUUCUUAGCUAGGUGUCAGGAGUCUGGACAGAAGCCCGUCAAUUUCAUCCCAGCCCUAGACGAAAAUUUCGAGUUUUACUUCAAGAAAGACUCGCUCUGGCAGUCCGAGGAUCUUGACGCCGUCAUCAACCAGGAUGCCGGUCGGGUUUGUGUGCUCCAUGGCCCAGUUGCAGCUCAACACUCCACGCGAUCGGAUGAGUCUGCUCGGGAUAUCUUGGACGGGAUCAUGGGUGGUGUACUGGAUCUAAUUCAGAAAGCCGGUCGACGAACGGAUGUCCUCCAUACACAGACCAGCCGCUCUCGGACUCCUGAUUCCUGUUCUGCUACGUCUAGUGGGGUAGCGUCUGAUGUUUCUGAAAUUGAGAGCGAGACCUCCGUGGGAUCCAACAGCCUAGAACAAUCUCUUGAUACCACUCUGAACACCGUCCGAACACUGCUGUCUGUCGAAUACAUUAUGCAAGACUAUAAACGCAAGGAAAAUCCUUUCCGCUCACUGCUUGACUCCAGCAGGGAAAUAGCCAAGCAUUACAAUUAUGAAACUUCGGAGGUAGUCGUACCAACAUCAUCUGACCCCGAAUCAGGGCAAUGCAUUAAAAUUCGGUGCUAUGACGGUGAAAGCCUUGCAGUGGAUAUACAUCACCCCAGGGCACAUGGUCUUGAAUCGGCCGUUUUGCCACUUAGAUACAUUGUCAACAAAAAUAGUCGGGGCAUAAGCGAAGUUAUGGGAGGUCGAAAUGAACGUAUCAAGUCGUUCUACAGUCAUAUAUGGUUUGGGAGAGAGAUCGAUCCGCAGUUGAGGGUCAAUUCAACGUUCCAAGGCCGGGAGAUGACCUUGACCCGACGCCUGCUGAGCGAUCUAUCCUUAGUGACUGGGCGUGCCUUUGAGAAUAAAGACCUCGCGUUCUCGAGCUCUGCUGCACUUCCCAUUACUAUAGGUAUCCUGGCUGCCUGGGAAUCCUUGGCCCAACCACUUGUGCUCAAGGAUAUAGACGGUGAUAUUCUAGCUCUUGUUCAUCGCUCGAAUAGAUUUGAGUACGUUGAAGGUGCCACGCCGUUAACUUUGGGUGAUACGGUCACAUCGAGCGCACGUGUUAACGCCGUCACAAUCGAAAAUGCUGGCAAGUCUGUUCAGGUGGAAGCUCUCAUUUACAGAGCGGGCGAGGAAGUAAUGAAAGUGACAUCUGAAUUCCUCUUUCGAGGCGAGUUUAAUGACUAUGAGACGGCGUUUAGACGUACCAGGCAUCCUAAAUGGGUUGUCCAAGUAUCGUCAGAUGAGGAUGAGGCUGUCCUUCGUGAUAGGGAGUGGCUUCAUCUUGAUAAUGACUCUGGUCCGCUCAUCGGACAUCGAGUUGCGUUCAACUUGGAAUCCCUGGUUACCUACCAAAGCCCGGCCAAGUAUGCAAGCUUGCAAGUCCAAGGUGCCGUCUGCGUCGUCUCUGGAACGGGAGCAGAGCGGAAGAUUGGUUCCGUGGAAUUCCAAUAUGGUGCAUGUCGAGGAAACCCUGUCCUCGACUUUCUUGAGCGCAAAGGGACACUGGUGACACGAGCUCAUACGGAUUUGGAAAGGCCAGGCUGGUCUGGAAGGUCUUCCAUCAACGUACAAAUGCCAGCAGAGAACCAGUGGUAUAGCCAGGUUUCACGGGACUACAACCCGAUUCAUGUAUCAUGGAUUUUUGCAAGGCUCGCAAAUCUGCCAGGGACAAUCUGCCAUGGCAUGUAUACAUCUGCCAUUGCUGCUACUGCUCUUGAUUACCUGGUUUUAGACGGGGACCGGCAAAGGAUCAAGGGGUUUGAGGCAUCGUUUGUGGAUAUGGUCUUGCCUUUGGAGUCCCUAGAGGUCAGGCUGCAACACGUUGCGAUGGUCCAAGGAAGGAUGCGCUUCAAGAUUGAAGUGAAUCGAAAAGACGAUGGUCGAAGGGUCGUGGAAGCUUCUGCGGAAGUCGAACAACCUGGAACAGCCUAUUUGUUCACAGGCCAGGGCAGCGCAUCCAUGGGCAUGGGAAUGGAUCUGUACAACCGUAGCUCGGUGGCAAGAGCCAUUUGGGAUAGUGUUGAUGAAUCUUUCAAGAAUACUUACGGGUGGUCUUUACUUGAAAUUGUUAAAAAUAACCCGAAAAGCCUCACGGUGCAUUUCGGAGGGAAGAAGGGGCGAGCCAUCAGAGAGAACUACCUGUCCAUGGUGACAACCAUGACCCUGCCGGACGGGAGUACCACGCAGAGACCUAUUCUUCCGCUGACUUCCAAGUCUACGUCCUACACUUUCUCAGAUCCCCGUGGCCUGCUGUUCGCAACCAUGUUCACCCAGCCUGCAAUUCUCGUACUGGAAGCGGCCACGUUUGCCGUGCUCAAGGCUAAAGGUUAUGUUCAAGAGGGAUCCAUGUACGGUGGUCACUCCCUGGGUGAGCUAGGGGCGUUGAGUGCUCUAUUAGAGGGUGCUUCAAAUUGGUCCAUUGCCCAGAUUGCCUUUUACCGUGGGCUUAUAAUGGAUACUUCUGCGACAGCGGGGCCCAAGGAUGGUCCCAGUUUCGGGAUGGUUGCCAUAAACCCAACACGUGUUGGAAAAGAUUUUACACCUGAUGAUCUUUUCCGUAUUGUCCGCGCAAUCUCUGCUGAGAGCGGGCAGUUGCUGGAAGUUGCCAACUUCAACAUUGAAGGAGAGCAGUACGUCUGCACAGGUAGCAUUCCAAACCUUUACGUUCUUGGGAAAGUUCUGGACCUUAUCGCGCACGGUGAUUAUCUACUCCAGUGUGUGACGGAACAAGAACCUCCAGAGUCUCCUCACGGUAUUCACGGUGUAAUAACUGGGCUCCUACAUGAGAGUAGGACGCUUCCUGGUCCAAUCAAGCUUCAACGUGGUGCAGCAACUAUUCCUCUCCAAGGAAUCGAUUUACCAUUCCAUUCCAGUCAUUUAAAAGGUAGUGUGGACGUGUACCGUUCGUUUUUACUUAGCUCUGGCCUCGUUGGCUGGAAAGGCGAGAUGGCGAAGUUAGCCAAGCGAUAUGUGCCGAAUGUUAUCGGUCAGCCCUUUUCCUUAGAGACAGAUUAUAUCAAGAAGGUAUUUGAUAUCACAGGGAGUCCCGUCCUGCGAGAGAUGUUAGGGGACACUCUGUGA
This is a messenger RNA of Aspergillus alliaceus, 6075 nucleotides long. RefSeq lists its product as uncharacterized. The record is from RefSeq and is a predicted model, not a curated record. Gene Ontology annotation, molecular function: fatty acid synthase activity; [acyl-carrier-protein] S-malonyltransferase activity; enoyl-[acyl-carrier-protein] reductase (NADH) activity. The coding region runs from base 1 to 6075 and encodes 2024 amino acids. The transcript is spliced from 5 exons. Gene Ontology annotation, cellular component: fatty acid synthase complex. NCBI's taxonomy places the organism in Eukaryota, Fungi, Ascomycota, Eurotiomycetes, Eurotiales, Aspergillaceae. Gene Ontology annotation, biological process: long-chain fatty acid biosynthetic process.